Molecule: messenger RNA, 468 nt
Organism: Penicillium macrosclerotiorum
Lineage: Eukaryota; Fungi; Ascomycota; Eurotiomycetes; Eurotiales; Aspergillaceae
Product: transcriptional regulator family TF
Exons: 2
Coding region: 1-468 (155 amino acids)
Source: RefSeq, a predicted model, not a curated record
AUGGAAAAUAAACAGAUAGGUGAAGCGAAUCCCCCUUCGCUUGGGAUAAUCUCAAACACUAUCAUCCAAAGGACCCUCAUCAAACCACAGGAGCGUGAUCCCUAUGAUCCAAAUGUCACAUUUGAGGAAUACGCAUUUUUCGCGGAAAAAACCAGGACAGAGGAGAUGGCAUCGGAACCUCCAGCCCUCAAUUUGCGGCAAGCCCUUGGUGAUGUGAACAUUCGGGGGCGAUUCGCCAGGCCUAGUGCUCACGCUUUUCGAGCCAUAUGCGAUUUUUUGUGUGAGAAGGAAGAGCAAGAAAGCUACAACUCAAGGCUAGAGAUUACUGAUGAGGAAUGGGCAAAUGCAAGCCGUUCGUUUAGGUCUUCAUCAUGGGUUGCGUGUUUUUUUCUUAUCACGACUGAUAUUUUGGGACCUUAUAGUACCGGUUUCACGAUGGGCACAUUGGGCUGGGGGCCAGGUGAGUAG